This is a messenger RNA of Gavialis gangeticus (Gharial), 2850 nucleotides long. Its product is annotated as putative cation exchanger C521.04c. The transcript has 20 exons. Gene Ontology annotation, biological process: calcium ion transmembrane transport; intracellular calcium ion homeostasis. Lineage: Eukaryota; Metazoa; Chordata; Crocodylia; Gavialidae. Gene Ontology annotation, molecular function: calcium:proton antiporter activity. The coding region runs from base 23 to 2290 and encodes 755 amino acids. The record is from RefSeq and is a predicted model, not a curated record. Gene Ontology annotation, cellular component: endomembrane system; membrane.
UGUCCCGGCGGCAGCGGCGGCCAUGGGCAGCGCGGCGGAGCGCGGGCGGCGGCGCUACACGCACGGGGCUUUCGACUUCCCGAGGGAAUUUGACCACAAGCCCGAUGACCACCGGAGGGGGUCGCUCUGCGACCGGCAGUGUGCGGCCAUCAACAACACGCAGGGCGACCUUGGGGACAUGCACUCGGGGUCUCAUCAGCACAGCAUCAUGACACCCAGGAUCCUGCCAGUGAUCUCCACACCAGCCUGCUACCAGCAGCUCUCGGACGAGUUGCCAGUCUGUGACAGCUGCCCCUUGAAAACUACCAUCAUGGCAGAAAAUGAGGUGGAAGCUGCCAAGCUCUCCAACAACUACAAGUUUGGCUUCAAGAAGUGGAAGAGUCAUGUGACAGCCCGGCCCUGGGCAGACCGCUCGGAGAUCGUGAAGGAGCUCUACUCGGACCUGAAUGUCAUCAAGAGCUUGAGAGGCUCCACGGUCACCUGUGGGAACAUCUUCUACCUGCUCCUGUUCGGAUGGUGGCUGUCUCUCGUCUACCUCCUGGUUGCUGCUGUGAUGUUCCUCUCUGUGGUUGCAGCUCCAUAUGGAAAGCUGUGCUGGGAUUUGGCGGGAUAUUUCUUCUGGCCCUUUGGGAAAGUGAUCCAAAAGGUGGAGGCUGACCCCCCUCUGAGGAAGUGCAACACCCUGUUCAACAAGUGCACGGUUAUCUCAGAAGUGAGCGACCCCAAGGAGAGCACCCCCUUGCUCCCCCAGCACAACGUGGGGCAGGGGCUGAUGGGUGAUGCUGAUGCCAUGUACUGGCAUCGUGCCAACACCUACGUCUGGCUCCUGCUGGGCUACCCAUUCCUCGCCGUCGCCCACAGUCUAGUCUGCUUCAUCUCCUGGCUCCUUGUGUUCAUCAUCCCCAUCGCCAAAAUGAAUGCACGGACAGUGACUCGGAUCCUGCUCCUGCCCCCAGAGCAGGUGCACAUCCAGCACGUGAGGAAGACUGAGGUGCCACUGGAUGCAGAAGUGAUCCUGUGCUGCUACCGUGCUGUGAAUGCAUACUACUACAAAUAUGCUGUGGAUGGGAUCAAUGUCUUUGCUGUCAACCUGCUGCCCCUGGUGAUCGUGACUCUGGUGCUGGGCUAUGUCGACAGCCACAACCGCUUCAUCAGCUCCCCUGUGAAGUUCACACUUUCGCUGCUCUCCAUCAUGCCUCUCUCCUACUACAUCGGCAUGGCCAUUGCCAGUAUUUCAGCGCAGAGUAACUUUGCAGUGGGGGCUGUGGUGAAUGCCACGUUUGGCUCCAUCACCGAGCUGACCUUCUAUAUCACGGCCCUUAUCAAGGGCACCCGCGAGGGGAGCAAGUGCUAUGAGGAGAUCGUGAAGGCGGCCUUGACGGGGACCCUGGUGGGCUGCGUCCUCUUUGUCCCGGGCUUGUGCAUGGUGAUUGGGGGCAUCAAACACCAAGAGCAGAAAUUCAACAGCAGGUCAGCAGGUGUCAGCUCAGCCCUGCUCUUCCUCUCUGUGGGAGGUGUCUUUGCCCCAACGCUCUUCUCCAAAGUCUAUGGGAGGCUGGUUUGUGGCGAAUGCCAGAACAUCACGCACAACCCCCUGGGGCACUAUCUGUGCCAGAACUGCCACUUUGACCUGAUGGCAAACAACGGCACCCUCUACUACAGCCACGUUCAGCCCCUGGUGUACACGGUGUCACUCCUGCUCCCGGCUGCCUACCUCAUCGGUCUCUGCUUCACCCUGAAGACUCACUGUCACAUUUACGACAUUCACAUCAGCGACUGCCACAUGCCUGGUCACCAUCACAGUGCUGUGGUCCACUGGUCCCGCUGGAGGGCCCUGGUCAUCCUCCUGCUCUCCACCUUGUGCAUGUCUGCCUGUGCCGACCUGGCCACAGAGCACAUCAGCCCCAUCCUCACCAGUUCUACCAUCUCUCAGUACUUCAUUGGGGUGACUGUUCUGGCCAUGGUGCCAGAGCUCCCAGAGAUAGUCAACGGGAUCCAGUUUGCCCUGCAGAACAACCUGAGCUUGAGCAUCGAGAUCGGGAACUGCAUCGCUGUCCAGGUCUGCAUGCUCCAGAUCCCCAUCCUGGUGCUCUUCACAAUCUUCUAUCCCACUGGUUUCAUACUAGUCUUCAGUGACCUCCACGUCUAUGCCAGCAUGUUCAGUGUGGUCCUCAUGAACUACAUCUUCAUGGAUGGCAAGUGUGACUACUUCCAAGGUACAGUCCUGGUGAUGGUCUACUUCAUCCUCCUAGCUGUGUAUUUCUUUGCUCCGUCCCCUGCUGGCUGCUGAGGCCUGUCUCCACUGGACCUUGUCUCCAGACCUCCUGGAAUCAGCUUCUCUCCAAAAAGCUGUUUCUCAGGGAUUUUGCUGGUCUGGGGUUUUUUAACUAAAACACAGGAAAGCUGAAGAACCUGCCAUCAGAGGUUUUAGUCUCUCUCUACUGGGAAUUGGGCAUUGGGAGAAGGGCACUGAGUGCCUGAACUGCCCAUCUUCUGAACCCAAGACGGAGCCUCAAAGCCCAAGCACUCGCAUACUGUAUUCGUGGUGGCAGCAGCACACUUGAGCUGUGCAUAGAGAAAUGCACAAGCUGAAGUUCCUGAGGCCCAGUAGAUGUCUACUUUUUAGGCUCUUAAGGAUGGACUGCUCCCUGCUCAGGGCUGCGUGCUCUGAGGCGAUGUCUGGAAAGACCCAAAUGUCCUAGCAGGACGAAGGUGGCAUCAUGGACACGGGAACCUGAAACUAACACUGGCCUGUAGAAAUGACACAAGGGUGUUUGCUUACUUGAAAAGCACCAAGUGGUCUUUGUUUUUUUUCCAACUGUUCUCAUUAAAGCAAUUUUGUACGAACAA